CGCUCCGGUUCCCGGCCCCGCUCCUGGUCCCGGCCCCGUCCCGGGCCCCGUUCCCGGUGCAGCCAUGGCGGACGUGACCGCCCGUAGCCUGCAGUAUGAGUACAAAGCGAACUCCAACCUGGUGCUGCAGGCCGACCGCUCGCUGAUCGACCGCACGCGCCGCGACGAGCCCACGGGCGAGGUGCUGUCCCUGGUGGGGAAGCUGGAGGGGACGCGCAUGGGGGACAAGGCGCAGAGAACCAAACCCCAAAUGCAGGAGGAGAGACGAGCCAAGAGGAGGAAGAGGGACGAGGACAGGCACGACAUCAACAAGAUGAAGGGCUACACGCUGCUCUCGGAGGGCAUCGACGAGAUGGUGGGCAUCAUCUACAAACCCAAGACCAAGGAGACGCGGGAGACCUACGAGGUCCUGCUCAGCUUCAUCCAGGCCGCCCUGGGCGACCAGCCCCGGGACAUCCUGUGCGGAGCAGCCGACGAGGUGCUGGCCGUGCUGAAGAACGAGAAGCUGCGCGACAAGGAGCGGCGCAAGGAGGUGGAGCUGCUGCUGGGCCCCACCGACGACACGCGCUACCACGUCCUGGUCAACCUGGGCAAGAAGAUCACCGACUACGGCGGGGACAAGGACAUCCAGAACAUGGAUGACAACAUCGACGAGACCUACGGGGUCAACGUGCAGUUCGAGUCCGACGAGGAGGAGGGCGAUGAGGACAUCUACGGCGAGGUCCGGGACGAGGCGUCUGACGAUGACCUGGAGGGGGACGAGGCCGUCGUUCGCUGCACGCUCUCGGCCAACCUGGUGGCCUCGGGGGAGCUGAUGAGCUCCAAGAAGAAGGAUCUGCACCCCCGGGACAUCGACGCCUUCUGGCUGCAGCGCCAGCUCAGCCGCUUCUACGACGACGCCAUCGUCUCCCAAAAAAAGGCCGACGAGGUCCUGGAGAUCCUCAAGACUGCCAGUGACGACCGGGAAUGUGAGAACCAGCUGGUGCUGCUGCUGGGCUUCAACACCUUCGACUUCAUCAAGGUGCUCAGGCAGCACAGGAUGAUGAUCCUGUACUGCACCCUGCUGGCCAGCGCGCAGAGCGAGGCGGAGAAGGAGCGCAUCAUGGGCAAGAUGGAGGCCGACCCCGAGCUCGCCAAGUUCCUCUACCAGCUGCACGAGACGGAGAAAGAGGAUCUGAUCCGGAUCAGGCUGGCACGCGGGGUGGGAUGGGAAUUUGGGAAUGUCCCGGACGCGCCCCCAAAACCCUUCCGUGUCGCGCAGUCGGCCGGGAGGCUGAUGAGAGCCAUCUUCGAGAUCGUCCUGAACCGCGGCUGGGCCCAGCUCACCGACAAGACGCUCAACCUCUGCAAGAUGAUCGACAAGCGCAUGUGGCAGUCCAUGUGUCCCCUGCGCCAGUUCAAGAAGCUGCCCGAGGAGGUGGUGAAGAAGAUCGAGAAGAAGAACUUCCCCUUCGAGCGCCUCUACGACCUCAACCACAACGAGAUCGGAGAGCUGAUCCGGAUGCCGAAAAUGGGGAAAACCAUCCAUAAAUACGUGCACCUGUUCCCCAAGCUGGAGCUGUCCGUGCACCUGCAGCCCAUCACGCGCUCCACGCUCAAGGUGGAGCUCACCAUCGCGCCCGACUUCCAGUGGGACGAGAAGGUUCACGGCUCCUCUGAGGCUUUCUGGAUCCUGGUGGAGGACGUGGACAGCGAGGUGAUCCUGCACCACGAAUAUUUCCUGCUCAAGGCCAAAUAUGCCCAGGAUGAGCACCUGGUGACAUUUUUUGUGCCUGUCUUCGAGCCCCUGCCCCCCCAGUAUUUCAUCCGGGUGGUGUCCGACCGCUGGCUCUCCUGCGAGACCCAACUUCCCGUUUCCUUCCGGCACCUGAUCCUUCCGGAAAAAUACCCGCCGCCCACGGAGCUGCUGGACCUGCAGCCGCUGCCGGUGUCGGCGCUGCGGAACAGCGCCUUCGAGAGCCUCUACCAGGACAAGUUCCCCUUCUUCAACCCCAUCCAGACUCAAGUGUUCAACACGGUGUACAACAGCGACGACAACGUCUUCGUGGGCGCGCCCACGGGCAGCGGCAAAACCAUCUGCGCCGAGUUCGCCAUCCUCCGCAUGCUCCUCCAGAAUUCCGAGGGUCGCUGCGUCUACAUCACCCCCAUGGAGGCCCUGGCCGAGCAGGUUUUCAUGGAUUGGUACGAGAAAUUCCAGGAGCGCCUCAACAAGAAGGUGGUGCUGCUCACCGGGGAGACCAGCACGGACCUGAAGCUGCUGGGAAAAGGGAACAUCAUCAUCAGCACCCCGGAAAAGUGGGAUAUCCUCUCCCGCCGCUGGAAGCAGCGCAAGAACGUCCAGAAUGUCAACCUGUUCAUCGUGGAUGAAGUGCACCUGAUCGGGGGCGAGAACGGGCCCGUGCUGGAGGUGAUCUGCUCGCGCAUGCGCUACAUCUCGUCGCAGAUCGAGCGGCCGAUCCGCAUCGUGGCGCUGAGCUCGUCGCUGUCCAACGCCAAGGACGUGGCGCACUGGCUGGGCUGCAGCGCCACUGCCACCUUCAACUUCCACCCCAACGUGCGCCCCGUGCCCCUGGAGCUGCACAUCCAGGGUUUCAACAUCAGCCACACGCAGACGCGGCUGCUGUCCAUGGCCAAGCCCGUCUACCACGCCGUGAUGAAGCACUCGCCCAAAAAACCCGUCCUGGUCUUCGUCCCGUCCCGCAAGCAGACCCGGCUCACGGCCAUCAACAUCCUGACCACCUGCGCCUCUGACGUCCAGCGCCACAGGUUCCUGCACUGCGCCGAGAAGGACCUGGUGCCGUACCUGGAGAAGCUGAGCGACCCCACGCUGAAGGAGACGCUGGUGAACGGCGUCGGGUACCUGCACGAGGGGCUCACGGCCAUGGAGCGGCGCGUGGUGGAGCAGCUCUUCAGCUCCGGAGCCGUGCAGGUGAUGGUGGCCUCACGCAGCCUCUGCUGGGGCAUGAACAUCUCGGCCCACCUGGUGAUCAUCAUGGACACGCAGUACUACAACGGCAAGAUCCACGCGUACGUGGACUACCCCAUCUACGACGUGCUGCAGAUGGUCGGCCACGCCAACCGCCCGCUGCAGGACGACGAGGGGCGCUGCGUCAUCAUGUGCCAGGGCUCCAAGAAGGAUUUCUUCAAGAAGUUCCUGUACGAGCCGCUGCCGGUGGAGUCACACCUGGACCACUGCAUGCACGACCACUUCAACGCCGAGAUCGUCACCAAGACCAUCGAGAACAAGCAGGACGCCGUGGACUACCUGACCUGGACCUUCCUGUACCGCAGGAUGACCCAGAACCCCAACUACUACAACCUGCAAGGCGUGUCCCACCGUCACCUGUCGGAUCACCUGUCGGAGCUGGUGGAGCAGACCCUCAGCGACCUGGAGCAGUCCAAGUGCAUCAGCAUCGAGGACGAGAUGGACGUGGCGCCCCUCAACCUGGGCAUGAUCGCCGCCUACUACUACAUCAACUACACCACCAUAGAACUGUUCAGCAUGUCCCUCAACGCCAAGACCAAGGUGCGGGGGCUGCUGGAGAUCAUCUCCAACGCCGCCGAGUACGAGAACAUCCCCAUCCGGCACCACGAGGACAACCUGCUGCGCCAGCUGUCCCAGAAGGUGCCCCACAAACUGACCAACCCCAAAUUCAACGACCCCCAUGUCAAGACCAACCUGCUGCUCCAGGCCCACCUGUCCCGGAUGCAGCUGAGCGCGGAGCUGCAGUCGGACACCGAGGAGAUCCUCAGCAAGGCCAUCCGGCUGAUCCAGGCCUGCGUGGACGUGCUGUCCAGCAAUGGCUGGCUCAGCCCGGCGCUGGCCGCCAUGGAGCUGGCCCAGAUGGUCACUCAGGCCAUGUGGUCCAAGGACUCGUACCUGAAGCAGCUGCCCCACUUCACCUCGGAGCACAUCAAACGCUGCACGGACAAGGGCGUGGAGAGCGUGUUUGACAUCAUGGAGAUGGAGGACGAGGAGCGCACGGCGCUGCUGCAGCUGCCCGAGGCGCAGAUCGCCGACGUGGCGCGCUUCUGCAACCGCUACCCCAACAUCGAGCUGUCCUACGAGGUGGGGGACAGGGACAACAUCCGCAGCGGUGGCCCCGUGGUGGUGCUGGUGCAGCUGGAGCGUGAGGAGGAGGUCACGGGGCCGGUCAUCGCCCCCCUGUUCCCGCAGAAGCGCGAGGAGGGCUGGUGGGUGGUGAUCGGGGACUCCAAGUCCAACAGCCUCAUCUCCAUCAAACGCCUGACGCUGCAGCAGAAGGCCAAGGUGAAGCUGGACUUCGUGGCGCCGGCGGCGGGCGCGCAGCACUACACGCUGUUCUUCAUGAGCGACGCCUACAUGGGCUGCGACCAGGAGUACAAGUUCAGCGUGGACGUCAAGGAGGCCGAGAGCGACUCCGAGUCCGACUGAGCCCAGAGACCCCUCAGGGUCCCAGAUGUCCCAGAGAAACCCUGAGUUAUCCCUCAGAAUUCCAAUUAUCCCAGAGAAACCCUGAGUUAUCCCUCAGAAUUCCAAUUAUCCCAGAGAAAUCCUGAGUUACCCCUCAGGAUUCCAAAUAUCCCAGUAAAACCCAAAAAUCCCAGAGAAAAUCCAAAUUUAUCCUUCAGGAUCCCAAAUAUCCCAGAGAAUCCCUAAGUUGUCCCUCAGAAUUCCAGAUAUCCCAGAGAAAUCCUGAGUUAUCCCUAAGAAUUCCAGAUAUCUCAGAGAAACCCUGAGUUAUCCCUCAGAAUUCCAGAUAUCCCAGAGAAACCCAAAAAUCCCAGAAAAAACCCAAAAUUAUCCCAGUAAAACCCCUCAGAAUCCCAAAUUUCCCAGUAAAGCUCCUCAGAAUCCCAAAAAUCCCAGAGAAAACCCAAAAAACCCACAGAAUCCCAAAAUAUCUCAGGAAAACCCAAAAGUCCCAGAGAAAAACUCAAAAUAUCCCAGAGAAAAACCCAAAGUCUCACAGAAUCCCAAAAAUCCCAGUGAAAUCCCAGCAAAAUCCCACAGAAUCCCAAAAUAUCCCAGGGAAUCCCAAAAUAUCCCAGGGAAUCCCAAAAACCCACCCAAAUACUGUAAAAUACCAGAAAAUCCCAUAAAAAUCCCUUGGAAUCCCAUCAGAACUCCAUAAAAUCCUACAAAAUCCCCUAAAAAUCCCCUAAGCCCCCCCGGGUCUCCUCCUGUUGGUUUUUAGGGUUUGGACGUUUUGUACAGAGUUUUUUUUUAGGUUGGAAUAAACUUCAGGAUGUGA
Messenger RNA from Vidua macroura (Pin-tailed whydah), 5234 nucleotides. RefSeq names its product small nuclear ribonucleoprotein U5 subunit 200 (gene SNRNP200). NCBI's taxonomy places the organism in Eukaryota, Metazoa, Chordata, Aves, Passeriformes, Viduidae. The record is from RefSeq and is a predicted model, not a curated record. Gene Ontology annotation, cellular component: spliceosomal complex. Gene Ontology annotation, biological process: spliceosome conformational change to release U4 (or U4atac) and U1 (or U11). The coding region runs from base 65 to 4414 and encodes 1449 amino acids. Gene Ontology annotation, molecular function: RNA helicase activity; ATP binding; RNA binding. The transcript is spliced from 31 exons.